Paramecium tetraurelia is the source of this 240-nucleotide messenger RNA. RefSeq lists its product as uncharacterized. Lineage: Eukaryota; Ciliophora; Oligohymenophorea; Peniculida; Parameciidae. The transcript has a single exon. The record is from RefSeq and is a predicted model, not a curated record.
AUGUAGAGAUAUCCAUUCAUUGUUUAGGCUGCUGAUUUGUUAAAUAUCAAUUAUGCCACUGCCAAAAACAUAGUACUAAAGUUCAAGAAAACUCACCUUUUGAGAAAGUCUGGCAAUAUCUCCGAAUCCAAGAGAUGCAAUUAUAAAUUAAUUGGAGAAUCGAAGGACCAAACAAAUUCAGUAAACACAAAAGGGGGAUUGGUGGCUGAAGGCCUAAAGAAAUUUGUCUAGAAAUUUUGA